This is a messenger RNA of Symbiodinium pilosum, 1512 nucleotides long. The record is from the annotation of a GenBank genome assembly. NCBI's taxonomy places the organism in Eukaryota, Dinophyceae, Suessiales, Symbiodiniaceae.
AUGGAGAAGGACAGCAGUGGCCGCUUCGUCGUUUGCUGGAGGUGCGUUGGUGAAGAUCUCAAAGGCCUCAACGAGAUCCUCCUUGGCAACGAGUGGCUGACAUGGCGGAAGAACUACAAGCAGUGGCGGGGAGGCGGUGCAGCCGGGGCUCGCGGGGAGGCCACGAUGAAGGCAGCCAAGCGCCGAGCGCAUGAAGCGGCUGAACCUGAGAUCUCCAGGCGCUGCACGUGGCCUCAGUUGGACGAAGUGCAAGACACAGGUGAGGAUGUGUGGGAUGAAGAUUUCAUCUUCUCAACGGAGGAGAUUGUGCUCUCGCGGCUGUUUGAGUGGUGCGAGCUGGCAGUCACGCAGCAAGCCUACGAAUGGCUGGCAGCACAGCAGUGUUCGCCGGACCUGCGCCGGGUUUUGCUUGGCUCGCGCCUGUCCUCGCUCAAGAAGGGCAGAGUCCUCGGCAGCGGCAAAGGGCACACGUCUCUACUUUGGGAGCUGCUCACCUCCAUCCGCAUCUUUGCCCGCAUGACGCCCAAUGGAAAGAUCAGCGUUGUGGAGAAUUUCAUGUCCCAGGGCCUGAUCUGUGCAAUGGUUGGCGAUGGUGGCAAUGACUCGGGCGCCCUCCGGACGGCGCACGUCGGGAUGGCUCUGAGCUCUGCGACCUCGGCUACUGUGGUGGCACCCUUCACCACCUGCCGUCCCAGUGUGGCACCCAUUGCGGAUUUGCUUCGUGAGGGCCGAGGUGCGCUGGCAACAUCCUUCGCUGGGUACAAAUAUUGUGUUCACUAUGGCCUUCUGAACUCGGUGCUGAAGUUCAAGACCUACUGGCACGGCAUCUCUCAGUCCAUGAUGGCAGCAUACUUCCAGGACAUGAUCGGCUUCCUGAGCCUUUCAUGGGCAAUGAGCCUUGCAAGGCCUGCGCCUGUCCUGGCCACUAGCCGGCCCACCUCCUCGCUCUUCUCGGGCUUUACGGUCCUUUCCGUGGUUGGCAUGCUGGCCCUGAAUGCGCUGUUCUUGGAAGUGAACUGGAACAUCAUAACAUCCGAUGAGGACUACGUGCCCUUCCCAGUGCACAAGGUCCGCAUCACGCAGUGGUGGAAGCUGAAUCAGAACUGGGAGGUCACAACCCUUUUCUUCACGUACACUUUUCAGCUCUUCUGGUCUGCAGUGGUGUACUCGUUCGGAGAUGUUUUCCGGCUCCCCUGGUACACGAACUUGGUCCUGAUGGCCUUAGUCGCCGUGAAUUUGGGGUUCCUGACGUUCUUACUCUUGAGCAGCCCCAACUGGAUGACGCGCUUGUUCAAGCUUGUCUUCGAGGACAUCACAGACAAUGAUCCAUGGACUCCAGAGGAGUACUGUCCAGCCAUGCCACGACCAGUGCGAUACCACCUGCUUCUGGUGAUUAUGUGCAACCUUACGUGCACAGCUUUCCUGGAGAAGGUGAUCAUCCAAGGUCGGGUUGGUGACUACAUGCGGCUGUGGGGCCGUGCGCUCUCAAAGCACGUCACACUGCGUUUGUGA